AUGAAUUCCUGUUUCAAAUCGUGUCCCAAAUAUACAUGUGCUUUUACAUGGGAUCCCAUGUGGAUUCUUACGUGGGAUCUGGGAUUUUAUACAGGUUUUUGUAUAAGAACCCACGGAUUUUCAGUAGGGACCAAAAAUGAAGAAACGCUGAAGAAGACAAGGGCUCGGAGAUGUAAAAAAUUAUCCUCAAACGAUAAAAAUGAAGGCGAAUAUAGUUUUAAAAAAACAUUUAUACCACUGGCAUCGCGGGAAACGAAUAAAGUUCCCAAUGACGAACAGCAAGAAAGGAACAGUUCUUCAUCACUUUCUAAAAAUUGUCAACCGGUUUUAAAUUCAAAUGCAUCAACUGCAACAGAAUCAUCUUCAACCGAAACGCAUUCAGAAACUUUAACAGCAGGGCAACUUCAAAAUCAAAAGCCAUCAACUUCAGCAGAAUCGCCUUCAACUGGAACGGUUUCAGGAAAUUCAGCACCAGGGGAAGCUUUAAAUGAAACAACCGGUAGCAGUAUGGAAAAGAAGAGGAACCAUAAAACGGCAUUUGAAAAUCAAGAAGAAGAUUUUGGAAACCAUCUCGGCCUUGAAAAACGUGGGGAAACAUAUUAAUGCCAGUCUGACAGUUUCCGCUUUACUACAAAAAGUUUUGACAUUUAGUAUGGGUCGUAAAUUUUGUUUUGGUAGAAAAAAUAAAACUAAAUUUGUGUUUAGAAACACAGAACUAUAUAAUGUUGUUUCCUCUGCUUCCGAAGAGAUUCUAAUAGGAGAGACAGAUCUUUCAAGAGACGGCUUCAUAAAAUCGUGGCUCUCAAAUUGUAAAAUUCGGGAUGAACGAAGUGAAAAAAACACAGGGAUAGAGGCGGUCCGAAUUGAUUUGAGUUAAGAAGAAAUUUUACAUUGAAGUAUUUUUUUAUUUAAAAGAAGUUCGGGGCCCAAUUUCAAACUAUCCUCCAAGGAUCGGGCAUCGAAUUGCUUUCUUGAGAGUCCCUUUCUUCAGAUCGCGUCACAAUUUAUGUUUAGAGGCCUUGGAUCAUGUAACACCAUUACUAUGGUCGAAUUGUGUUAGACAUGCUGAAGCGGAAGAAGAGAAAUCAAGAAAAACAGAUCAAUGUGUUGAAGCGUAAAUUGAAUCUCUUAUUAUUAACACUGCUAAUGAUAGUGAUGAUGAUCAAGAAAGUUCAUCCUCAAAUAAUUCAGAAGAGGAAUUGUUAAAAGAGAUGUACUCUUGCGGCCAAGAGAGUUUCAGGUAUACAUAAUUUAUUGUCAAUAUAAUGAGUCAAAGCGAUCACUACUUCUAUCCAAAAAAGAGAAAUGGAGAAUAAAGCUAUAAGAGGAAGAAAUAAAAA
This is a messenger RNA of Leptopilina heterotoma, 1340 nucleotides long. RefSeq lists its product as uncharacterized. The record is from RefSeq and is a predicted model, not a curated record. NCBI's taxonomy places the organism in Eukaryota, Metazoa, Arthropoda, Insecta, Hymenoptera, Figitidae. The coding region runs from base 1 to 603 and encodes 200 amino acids. The transcript is spliced from 10 exons.